Messenger RNA from Anas platyrhynchos (mallard), 1205 nucleotides. NCBI's taxonomy places the organism in Eukaryota, Metazoa, Chordata, Aves, Anseriformes, Anatidae. The record is from RefSeq and is a predicted model, not a curated record.
AUGGGCUGUGACCAGAGCCAAGAGGUGCCCCAUCUCCUGCCCCGUGGGGCAGCUCCUGGCCCUGAGCUGGGGAAAGCCUGCCCAGGGCUGAGCUCUGCCCCUGAUGGCCUGGCUCCUUCUGUCCCUGCAGUGAAGGUGACCCUGGAUCCACGCACGGCUCAUCCCCAGCUCAUCCUGUCUCAGGACAACAGCAGUGUGAGACGGGAAAGUAAAUGGCAGCAGCUGCCUGACUCACCAGAGAGAUUUGACAACUGGGGCUGCGUGCUGGGCCGUGAGGAUUUCAGAGAGGGGAGGCACUGCUGUUUGGUGGAGGUGGAGGGAGAGCGGCUACAGUAUUCACGGUGGGCUGUGGGGGUAGCCAGGGCUUCUGUGGAGAGAAAGGGGUAUUUCAAAGGGACCCCUGAAGAAGGGAUCUGGGCUGUGGAGUACUUACAUGGGCAGCUCACAUCUCUCACAUCUCCUCGCACUCCCUUGUCCCUGUCCCAUGUCCCCACAAGGAUCUGGCUCUGUCUGGACUGUACCCACGGGCAGCAGGUGUCUUUUAUCAACGCUGACAAUGGGGUCCAGAUCUUCACUUUCACAGCAGCCUCCUUCAAUGGCGAGACCAUCCGCCCCUGGUUCUGGAUAAGGACAGAGGGAAUUCAUCUGUGCCUGAGGGACAGCACCCCCAAGACCCUGUCCCCAGCCCUGGGGGGCUCCUGCCCUUCUCCAGAUACUCCUGCAUCACCUCUCCUUGGUUCUGCAGGAGCAGCACAGGAAUGAGGGGCAGUGGGGCCAGGGGCUGCCCUGUGUUCCUCCCUGCUGCUGGAGGAGGGCUGGGAUGCUGCAAGCAGGGACCAGGCCCCUUGCAGCCCCUGGGCUCUGCCCUGCACGUGGCUCCUGUGCUGGGGCACAAGCCGUGCUGGCACCCAUGGGUCUCACCCUGCCUCUGAGCCCCAGCGGGCAGCACAGGGGCUGCAGCAGCUCUCCACGCUCCUCUCCCCUCUGUUUGCACUGCCUGCAGACCCCAGGGCAAGGGAUGUGGUCACUGUGUGGUGAUAGCCAUUGCAGGCCACCUUUGCCUCCUAGGUUGGGGUUGAUCUUUGCUCUGUGCCUGGUGCUGAGCAUGAGCAGCCUGUGGGGGCUCUUUGUUCCUUCCUCUGGAGCACAUCAAGGCCCAGCAGCAGCAGGACUGUGUCAAAUAAAGUUUUGCACAGGAAGAUGGA